CCCGGUAGGAUCAAGCGUCGCUCUCAUCGCGUCUGGAUGAACAAAAAAUCUUCGUCAAAAAUCUGUGAUAUUUGAAAGACUUUGGAUGUUUGAAGGGGAAGUCAUAUGAAGCUUCAAGAUACGUCUGAAACGCAAGCUAUAAAUUUGGGGGGUUGGAAAAGUCCCAAGGAAUAUAUAUUGAAGUGUAAUUAAGAAAACCGCACUUUAGGCUACUGGAACAACAAUGAUCUCUUUAAAUCAGAUGGAAAACAGAGGAUAUCAGAAGGAAGGGCACUGUUCCACCUCCGACCCUGACCAGAGUAUAUACCCAGCCGCGCCAUUCACUCACCAGGUGGACUUGUCGCACCCUCGGGCCACGUGCACCUGUGAGGAGAAUCAGAACACUUGUACAUGUGGAUCAUCCUCCCCUGCCAAGCCUAAGUCCAAGGUUGAACUUCUGACUUGGGUGCAACCAAAGGGUUGGCUGCUCUUAGCCCUUGGCUUGGCCUUCGUAGCCUGGUGUGCUAUCUUCUUCACACUGCUGAAUCUGGACAUGAUCUAACAUGAUCGAACUAAAAAGCAACCGAGUAGAAAUAUUUAAUUAUUUUCGCGAGUGUUAGGCUAACAAAGUUAGAGCUUUGCAACUGUUAAUGUCACCAUUAAUAUAUACGUAAACAAAUAAAAACAAACUGAGAAUAAAUGUUAAAUUAGGCCUGGAUAAUGGCUCAUUCAGCACCAGACUGUCUAACUACUGGCGUUAAUCCAGUUCAAGUUAUUUUGGAAAAUGAAACAUGCGUGAAGGAUUUUCAGUGUACUGAUAAACCAACAACAAAUAUUGAAAUAGCCAAAACGGUAAUGGAACAAACGGAAGAAUUGAAAUCCAAGACUCGCCAAAGCCCCUCGGUGCAAGAUGACCCCAAAAACGGCUCAUUAUUCACAGCAAUAAAUGAAAAUCAUGGCGAGAUUGGUGACAUCGGCCAGACAACCAAUCAUGGGGAGAUUAGAGACAUCAGCCAGGCAACCAAUCAACAUGACAGCGCGGUGCCUGUGUGCCAGUCUUGCCAACACUUGUAUGGCAAGACCAGUACAGUUGUCCUCACGCCCUCUACCCUCUGCCAUACCCACGCCCACGCCCAUGCCAACGCCCACGCUAACGCCCAACACCAAACAUCUUUCCUCUCAUCGCUCAAGCCGUGGAAGACACGCAGAUAUGAAGAUCUAUCCGGCUGCUCAGAAAAUGGGAGCGAGUGUCAAGAUAAUAAAACAGGAAAUCAAACUUCCAUAUGGCUGCGUCUCCUACCUCGCAACGCACCGUGGUGGCCGCGCACCAAGCUUAUCCUGCUCAUUAUUGCUGGAAUUUUGCCUUGGGUUUUCCUAGCAAUUUAUUUGGUAUAUACAUUUAAGGUAAAAAGCCAUGACAAGAAUCCAUGAGCACUAAAAGAUUAAGAAUAAAUGCUCUUUACCCAGCUCAUGCCGAUGAAAGUCAUGCAGUCUAGCGUCACAAUGAAAGUCACAAUGUGCCACCGUGUGGACUAAGCAUGCAGGUUGUGGGGGUUCAGUGUGGUAUAUUUUGUCUACAUGUCUUCAUGCACACAUACAUCCAUAUUCAAAUUUAUAGUCUCAUGCAUUCCAUUAUGUACAGUAAUUUGGUAUACAGUAUUUUCCUAUUGCCAGAACUGUGAUUAGUACUGUACUUACGUUUCAUUAUAUUUUGCUCAUCUAGGAAUUAAAUUGUCAAGUUGUCACAAACGAUGAUUGAUUGAUAAAGAUUAAGCCACCCAAGAGGUGGCAUGAGCAUGAAUAGCCCGUAAGGUUAACAAACAUAAAAUGUGAUUUAUAAUACUAUAGCAUAUUUUAUUAAUAAAUAAUAAAUAACAAAAUCUGUGAUAUAUACACUUCAACAUAAAUAUAUUGUUGCCAAUAUUUGGCAUACAUUUACUGUAGAGUAUAUCCCAUACAAUACUUAAGCUCAGCUGACGUCAAACAAAUAAUUUUCCAUUUAACACAAAUUUACAAAUCAAUAUACUGUUGUCUGUGUUGUUAUUUUAAAGCAACAGUAUGUGGAGCAUAACACCUCUGAAUGUCGCGUCUUUCUGUUCAAACAUUUGGUUCGUCAAUGAGUGAUUUUUCUCGCACAAUUUUUCCAGCUCUUAAACCAGUACAAAUUGACAGAGUACAGUAUACUGUACUGAGAAAAUAUUUACUGAAAGCUGACAAACAGAAUCCACACUCAGCUUUAUACAAUAUCAUGCUCCAGAUGUAAAAUGGAAGUUUCAAGAUUCCCUUCCUCUUCCUAACCCAAACUACAGUAUAUGCUAUGUGUAAAACAUACAUUCUAGUAGAAUAGACAGUAUUAUAUCUAAUAUAUAUAGCAUCAAUGCCUUAAACCUUUCUGAGGGGCUAUCCAUCAGGUGAUGGGCACAGUAGAAAUUUCUCAACAAGAUUCUGUUAUCACACUUUUCACUAUUUCAUGCACUCUAAACUCCUUUCCCUCAUCCUUUCUUUAAUAUAUUAUUCCACGCUUCUUUUCCCUGGGCAAAUCUGGGCACAUGAUGUUGAUGUGACAAUGAAAUGUUGAAAACAUUCGACCACCACUCUUAACGUAAAAACUUGUUCUGUCAACCCUACCCCUAUCCUAAAUGCUUCAUUGCCUUUUCUAUCCUCAUUCAAUUAUUUCUAAUUAUCUCAAUUUGCAUCCUUGCAUACACUUUUUUCUUUGAUACUAAGUAAAGUAUUUCCCUAUAAUUCACACAUUCUUCCCUACUACCCUUUCCCUUAUAGGAACCAUAAUGCACCAUGAAUAUGGAAUGUACAAGUGUUGGAAAGUUAUCAUGCCUUCAAAAUGUCAAGAAACAAUUGUUGUACUGGUACAUAAUAUAGGAACAAGUCAUUAAAAUGCUGACAAAGUUUAAAGUAUUUGAAACUUCAGUACAGUAUUAUGAUUUAUGACUGUUGAUGUAAUUGUUAUUUUAUUCUUAAGAUAUUUCUAUAAUUUACUAGACUGGAUUUUGCAGCUAAUUGUAUAGCAGAAUGAUAGAUGGUGUUAUGACACAAUUGUAUUCCUAAGAGACUUCCUUAUACCAGAGUCUGUAGCAUAGUGUACAGAGUAAAUACUGUAUGUAUUACUUUUUGUGCAUGGAAUUUGACUACAAUACAUUUUACAAUAUUUUUCUACACUAUCAUGAGAUAAAUGAUUUAUUCAUAGCAUGUCCAUCAAUUAAUAUUUUAAAAUAUAAUGUUUAAUUAUAUUUUAAUAAAGAUUUUGAAUGAAUGGCUUGGAACAAAAAAUAAAGUAUUUCUAUAUUUCCCUUCAAA
Messenger RNA from Procambarus clarkii (red swamp crayfish), 3294 nucleotides. RefSeq lists its product as uncharacterized. The record is from RefSeq and is a predicted model, not a curated record. Lineage: Eukaryota; Metazoa; Arthropoda; Malacostraca; Decapoda; Cambaridae.